CGCUGCGCGCUCCUGCCUGCCUGCGACAGCACAGCCGCGGUGUGGUCGUUCUGAACGCACGUUAACGGAAAGCAAAACCAGUCCGCACGCAGCGAAGGCCUCUGCCACACCGUAAACCCUGUGCAGUCACAGCGCCGACGGAUAUAAACAAACACGCACAUAUUUUGUCUAAUCUUAGUCGCUCUUUUUUUUUAGUUUUUACAUUUAAAAGCCUUUUAAAAAGCCAGUCCUCGUAAUGGCGACAGCUGCGGUGUCUGCCCCUACUGGCAGCGGCCCCAGCCCCGGGCCGGGAACGGAGCUGGUCCGCGGGCAGGCCUUCGACGUCGGGCCUCGGUACAGCAACCUUUCCUACAUCGGAGAGGGCGCCUACGGAAUGGUGUGCUCCGCCUAUGACCGGGAGACCAAGAUCCGUGUGGCCAUUAAGAAGAUCAGCCCCUUCGAGCACCAGACAUAUUGCCAACGCACCCUGAGAGAGAUCAAAAUCCUUCUGCGCUUCAAGCACGAGAACAUUAUUGGAAUCAACGACAUCAUCCGCGCACCGACCAUCGAACAGAUGAAGGACGUAUAUAUUGUCCAGGAUCUCAUGGAAACAGAUCUGUACAAGCUCCUGAAGACUCAGCACCUGAGCAAUGACCACAUCUGCUACUUCCUCUACCAGAUCCUACGAGGGCUCAAGUAUAUCCACUCUGCCAAUGUACUGCACCGCGAUCUGAAGCCUUCCAACCUUCUGCUCAACACCACCUGUGAUCUCAAGAUCUGUGAUUUUGGUUUGGCUCGUGUGGCUGAUCCUGAUCACGAUCACACCGGUUUCCUCACAGAGUACGUAGCCACUCGUUGGUACCGAGCUCCUGAGAUCAUGCUCAACUCCAAGGGCUAUACCAAGUCCAUAGACAUCUGGUCAGUGGGUUGCAUCCUGGCUGAGAUGCUGUCCAACAGGCCAAUCUUUCCUGGGAAGCAUUACUUGGAUCAGCUGAACCACAUUUUGGGAAUUCUGGGUUCUCCCUCGCAGGAGGAUCUCAACUGCAUCAUCAACAUUAAGGCCAGGAAUUAUCUCUUGUCGCUGCCUUUGCGCUGCAAAGUGCCAUGGAACCGCCUCUUUCCCAAUGCCGAUCCAAAAGCUCUGGACCUGCUGGACAAGAUGUUGACCUUUAACCCUCACAAGAGGAUCGAGGUGGAGGAGGCACUGGCGCACCCAUACCUGGAACAAUACUACGACCCCACAGAUGAGCCUGUUGCUGAGGCCCCGUUUAAAUUUGACAUGGAGCUGGAUGACCUACCCAAAGAGGCACUGAAGGAGCUCAUCUUUCAAGAAACUGCACGUUUCCAGCCCAGCUUUAGGUCCUAACAUCCCACACAGAUGAUUCUGUGGACUGGUUUCUGCGUUGCCACUGCUCCUCCCCGCCUCUACACUGUUUCUGUGAUAUUAUUUUGUUUUGUUCUUUUUGGUUUUUAUUGGUUUUUGUUUGAAUGCUCCUCUCCCAGUGUCCACAUCUCCUGGAUUCCUUGGGUCUCACUCGUCAAGUCCACUUUGCUCAGGAAUGGCGUCAGGAAUCAAUCAAUCAAUCAUCCUCUGUUUCUCUUUCUUUUUCUCGUUCUCUCUCAGAGAUGAGGAGAGGGGAGGGCGGGGUCACAUCACAG
Archocentrus centrarchus (flier cichlid) is the source of this 1638-nucleotide messenger RNA. It is a transcript of the gene mapk1, whose product is annotated as mitogen-activated protein kinase 1. The record is from RefSeq and is a predicted model, not a curated record. Gene Ontology annotation, biological process: protein phosphorylation. The transcript has 9 exons. Lineage: Eukaryota; Metazoa; Chordata; Actinopteri; Cichliformes; Cichlidae. Gene Ontology annotation, molecular function: ATP binding; MAP kinase activity. Bases 236 to 1345 code for a protein of 369 amino acids.